Hemicordylus capensis (graceful crag lizard) is the source of this 2468-nucleotide messenger RNA. RefSeq names its product tubulin gamma complex associated protein 4 (gene TUBGCP4). The transcript is spliced from 18 exons. The coding region runs from base 16 to 2430 and encodes 804 amino acids. The record is from RefSeq and is a predicted model, not a curated record. Gene Ontology annotation, cellular component: equatorial microtubule organizing center; centrosome; spindle pole. NCBI's taxonomy places the organism in Eukaryota, Metazoa, Chordata, Lepidosauria, Squamata, Cordylidae. Gene Ontology annotation, molecular function: gamma-tubulin binding; microtubule minus-end binding. Gene Ontology annotation, biological process: mitotic cell cycle; cytoplasmic microtubule organization; spindle assembly.
CUCCGGGACGUCAAGAUGCUCGUGGAGGGAAAGCCGCCGCCUCAGCAACCCGGAGGGCGGGCUCGAGCCCGGAAGCAGGCGCUGCCGCCCUGCUCUGGCCUCUCUAUGGCUCUGGAGGGGGAGCCCCCCGCCCUCCCCUCCCGUCGGCCCCUGCGCGGAGGCGGCGGCGGCGGCCGGGAUGAUCCACGAGCUGCUGCUGGCGCUGCGCGGCUACACCGGCGGCCUCUUCGUGGUGGGCGGCGGCGGCGGCGGCGGCGGCCUGCAGGUGUCGCAGGAGCUGCCCUUCCUGCACCCGAGCGAGGCCGGCCUGCUGGGCCGCAUCCUGCGCCUGGGCAGCUUCUACCUCCGCUUCAGCGAGUUCAGCGAGGAGUUCGCCGGGCAGGUCCAGCCGCUGCUGCCGCCCCCCGCCCCGCCGCCGCAGCCCCCGCCGCAGGUGGGCUCCCCCCCCGCCCCGGGUCGCGACAGCCCUGCCAGGAGCCUCCCCCUUCCCAGCAAGGGAUCUACCUACGGGCCUUCUGCACCGGGCUGGAUGCGGUCCUGAGGCCCUAUCGGCAGGCGCUGCUGGACUUGGAGCAGGAGUUCCUGGCUGAUCCUCACCUCACCAUCUCACACGUGAACUAUUCGCUGGACCAGUUUCAGCUGCUUUUCCCCUCCUUGAUGGUUGUGGUGGAACAGAUAAAGACUCAGAAGAUUCAUGGCUGUCAAAUCCUGGAGGUCACCCACAGAUACAGCCGGGGGGGGUUGCCGCCUGUGCGCAGCGCUCUCGAGAAGGUCCUGGCCAUGUGCCAUGCUGUCAUGUACAAGCAGCUCUCGGCCUGGAUGCUGCAUGGGCUGCUCCUGGACCAGCACGAGGAGUUCUUCAUCAAGCAGGGUCCUUCUUCGGGGACUGUCUCUGCCCAGCCGGAAGAGGAUGAGGAUGAUUUGGGCAUCGGGGGGCUGACAGGGAAGCAGCUGCGAGAGCUCCAGGAUAUGAGGCUGAUCGAAGAGGAAAAUAUGCUGGCCCCUUCUCCAAAACAGUUCUCUCUGCGAAUCGAGAUGUUGCCUUCCUACAUCCCUGUGCGCGUUGCAGAGAAAAUCCUCUUUGUGGGCGAGUCUGUCCAGAUGUUUGAGAGUCAGAACAUGAGCCUUACCAAGAAAGGCUCUAUCUUGAAGAACCAGGAGGACACCUUUGCUGCUGAGCUGCAUCGCCUCAAACAGCAGCCUCUCUUCAACCUGGUGGACUUUGAGUCUGUCGUCGACUGGAUCCGGAGCACUGUGGCUGAGCACCUGUGGAAGCUAAUGGUGGAAGAAUCAGAUUUAAUGGGGCAGCUGAAGAUUAUUAAAGACUUUUACCUCUUGGGGAGAGGAGAACUCUUCCAGGCUUUCAUUGACAUUGCCCAGCAAAUGCUGAAGACGCCUCCCACUGCAGUGACAGAGCACGAUGUGAACGUGGCCUUGCAGCAGUCGGCCCAUAAAGUACUGCUAGAUGAUGACAACCUCCUUCCUCUCCUCCACCUGACCAUCCACUACCAUGGAAAAGAGCACAGAGACGCUGCUCAGGCUCGUGAAGCACCUUCUCGGGAAUUGUCUCCCCACGAAUCCCCGACGUCAGGCUGGGCCGCUCUGGGGCUCUCCUACAAAGUUCAGUGGCCGCUACACAUCCUCUUCACGCCGGCCAUUCUGGAAAAGUAUAAUGUGGUGUUCAAGUACUUGCUGAGUGUGCGGCGAGUCCAGGCUGAGCUGCAGCAUUGCUGGGCUCUGCAGAUGCAGUGCAAGCGCCUGGAAUCCAACCGGACCGAUGCCAUCAAGUGGCGCCUGCGCCAUCACAUGACUUUCCUGGUGGACAAUCUGCAGUAUUACCUGCAGGUGGAUGUCCUGGAGUCCCAGUUUUCACAGCUGCUCCAACAGAUCAACUCCACUCGUGACUUUGAGAGCAUCCGACUGGCACACGAUCACUUCUUGAGCAACCUCCUGGCCCAGUCCUUCAUUCUGCUGAAACCAGCGUUUCAUUGCCUGAAUGAAAUCCUAGAUCUCUGCCACAGCUUCUGCUCACUGGUCAGCCAGAACCUUGGACCUCUGGAUGAGCGGGGUACCAUUCAGCUGAGCAUCCUGGCCAAGGGCUUCAGCAGCCAGUCUUCCCUUCUGUUCAAGAUCCUCUCCAGCGUCCACAACCACCAGAUCAAUUCAGACUUGGCUCAGCUGCUGCUGCGGCUGGACUACAACAAGUACUACACCCAGGCUGGAGGCACUUUGGGCAGUUCUGGUGCAAGAUCAACUUCCGGUCUUUCUGGUACUUGGAGCGGCAAGGAGACUGGAGCCCAACCAGCGAGAGUCUUGCCUUGCCAUGGGAUGGGCCUUUACCGCUUCAGCAGAUCUUGUCCACCCCUUUCCAGCACAUUUUUCUGUAGCCAGCUGGCUAGAAAAUUGCUCCUCUCUUUAAAAGACAGCUGAAAUUUAUUCCCAGGAAGCUGAAUUCCGCAGAACUGUGC